This is a messenger RNA of Phytophthora nicotianae INRA-310, 1408 nucleotides long. RefSeq lists its product as hypothetical. The transcript is spliced from 2 exons. Bases 59 to 955 code for a protein of 298 amino acids. Lineage: Eukaryota; Oomycota; Peronosporomycetes; Peronosporales; Peronosporaceae. The record is from RefSeq and is a predicted model, not a curated record.
GGAGCACAGAACGAAUUGUGCAAUAAUUGUACAGUCAAUCAAAGCGAAGAGCAAAAUUAUGGCGACCAAACGCGCUCGUUCGCACUCACCUCCAUCAAUCCACGUCCCCCCUCCACGUAACACAUUUGCCACUCGCGGCUGGGUCUGCAUCCCGAACCUUCUGUCACUUUCAGAACUGCGCGUGCUGCAGUCCGAGUGUAGCGAGCUCUACGCUCGUGAAUCCACCGAGUCCAUCGCCGCUCAAGGAUGCGUUCUGGACGGCAUGGCACAGUGUCCGAUGCACGAUUCCGACCUGGCGCGAGUACGCUCUAGUUGUUACCUGCAAACUCGCACCAAACAGUUAAAGAGCAAUACCGUUGAUACGGAGAUAUUCGAGUUGCUACUCUUUGAAAAGCUACCAGCAAUUGCUGGACAGCUGAUGAAAAGUUAUGAAAAGGCUGAGACGGGGACGGACAUGUUUUUCUUCAACGAACACUACGUGGUGAAGCCUCCGAGAAGCCACGUGGAGUUUCGUUGGCAUCGAGACGACGACGAGCAACUCGCCAUGUGCGUGCAUCGGGACGAGAUCCCAGCGUACAUAUCGGCCUGGUGUGCCUUGGACGAUGUGACUGAAGUUAAUGGUGCACUGCAGUUCGUGCCACUGGAUGAGCUAUCUGGGUCGGAUGAGGAGAGUUUAAAGCGUCAUGCAAGUGAACCGAUGACAGCGAAGGCAGGAGAUGUGCUGUUCUUCUUGUCAAAUGUGUGGCACUUUUCCUCAAGUAAUGAGUCGGAUGGUGCUCGUCGAGCAUUUUACGCGCAGUACUCAAGAGAGAGGAUUACAGCUCGGCCGAAUGAUCCAUCGCCGUUGAGUUUUGCGAUUCCGUGCAGAGGAUUGAACUCGGUAUCUAUGGGAGAAGAAGCCACGAGGAAUGGGAAUGACAUGGUGAACAAGAAAAUGAUGCAUAAUUUGGAAUAGAUUUGCUUUACGUGACAGAAUCGUUGUGGGCAUUCGGAAGCAACUUGUCGUUGAAGGUGGCGGAUAUAGCGUGCUUAUUACUUGUGGGACAAAGAAGUACAUUAAUCUAGAACCGAUGUAUGUUGCGGCUAAUGAAGCUCGCCAAUACCAAUGCAGUUCUAACUUAGAGCUUUUAAGUACUCGUGGGUUUCAAGCUAAGCAAAAAAUUCGAGUAUUCUGGAGUUACGAUCAGUAAAGAAACUGAAAAAUCACAUUGGCAGGCCCCCAGUAAGGGUCGCUGUCAUCGACUCGGCGAUGGCUGCUGCUGGUGGUGGUCUAUGGAGCUGCUACUUUUUCUUGGUGGUAGAUUCACGACCAUACAUUUUUCUCUACUUUUCAUCAGCUUGGACCAUACAAAGAACAAGUCAACCAAAGUCUCCCGUUUCCUUGGGGCGAGUAAGUUCUUUGCCAAAC